Messenger RNA from Penicillium maclennaniae, 1770 nucleotides. Its product is annotated as GMC family oxidoreductase. NCBI's taxonomy places the organism in Eukaryota, Fungi, Ascomycota, Eurotiomycetes, Eurotiales, Aspergillaceae. Gene Ontology annotation, molecular function: oxidoreductase activity, acting on CH-OH group of donors; flavin adenine dinucleotide binding. The transcript is spliced from 3 exons. Bases 1 to 1770 code for a protein of 589 amino acids. The record is from RefSeq and is a predicted model, not a curated record.
AUGCGCAGUUUCGCAGGUCUUGCGUUGCUUCCUUUGGCAGCCGCCAUUCCCUAUCAUACCCACAGAACCGAGCCGACCUAUGACUACAUCGUUAUCGGAGGUGGUACAAGUGGUUUGGUAGUCGCUAACCGUCUUUCAGAGGACAACAAAACCACGGUCCUCAUCAUCGAGGCUGGGGGCUCAGUGUACAAUAACCCCAACGUUACUGACACGGCUGGAUAUGGGAAUGCAUUUGGUACCGAUAUUGACUGGGCCUACCGGACUGUGGACCAGGAAUAUGCUGGGAACCACCCACAGACCCUUCGAGCCGGAAAAGCGCUUGGGGGAACAUCUACCAUCAAUGGCAUGGCAUAUCUUCGGGCACAGGCUGCCCAAAUCGAUGCUUGGGAGACGGUUGGUAAUGAGGGCUGGAAUUGGAAGAACCUGUUCCAUUAUUACCGCAAGGGAGAGCAGUUCCAAGGCGACAACUUUCCAUGGCUUGAAGGUUCCGGCGUUGCGUAUGAUCCUGCCUUCCACGGAUUUGACGGUCCUCUGAAGGUUGGCUGGUCCGAAUCACAGUUGAACGAUGGUCUUGCGCAGACUUUGAACACGACGUAUCAGAACAUGCCCGUUCCUGUGCCGUACAAUAUUGAUCCGAACGGUGGCCAAAUGGUCGGUUUCUCUCUUUAUCCCAAGACGGUUGAUUCGAAGAUGAACAUCCGUGAAGACGCGGCUCGCGCCUACUACUACCCUUAUAAGACUCGAGCCAACCUUCACGUCUGGCUCAACACCAAUGCCAACAAGAUCACUUGGAAGACGGGCGACGAGGCCAUUGCUGAUGGUGUCGAGGUUACCCUGGCGAAUGGCACUACCACGGUUGUCAAGGCUUCCCGGGAGGUUAUUCUCGCUGCAGGUGCCUUGAAGUCCCCUGCUUUGCUUGAGCUAUCCGGCGUCGGAAACUCAGACGUUCUCUCCAAGUAUGGCAUCGACACCAAAGUGAACCUCCCGACAGUUGGCGAGAACCUCCAAGAUCAAAUGAACAACGGCCUGGCAUUCGACGCUAAAUCAAGUUACUCUGGGGUUGCAGACUAUGUUGCAUACCCCUUCGUGAGCCAGCUCUUCCCCAAUGCUACGGCUGUCGGUGCUCAGCUUCUCAAGGAGCUCCCAGCCUACGCUGCUCAGGUGGUGUCCGCCAACGGAAACGUGACAAAGGUUGCCGACAUUGAGCGCUUCUUCAAGAUCCAGUGGGACUUGAUCUUCAAAUCGCGCAUUCCUAUCGCCGAGAUCCUGCUCGAGCCUUUUGGAGCCACUCUCGACACCGAGUACUGGGGUUCUGUCCCCUUCUCCCGUGGAAAUGUCCACAUCUCAUCCGCUGACCCGACCGACCCACCCGUCAUCGACCCCAAGUACUUCAUGCUCGAUUUCGAUCUACACGCUCAGGUCCAGGCUGCUCGUUUCAUUCGUCAACUAUUCAAGACCGAGCCGUUCGCUGCUUUGGCUGGUGCUGAGACUAAGCCUGGUAUUUCUACUGUUCCGGCAAUGGCUGAUGACCAGGGAUGGUCAUCUUUCAUUAAGAACAACUACCGAUCGAACUUCCAUCCCAUCAGCACGGCCGCUAUGAUGCCAAAGGACAUUGGUGGUGUCGUUGACACCUCGCUGAAGGUCUACGGCACCUCGAAUAUCCGCGUUGUGGAUGCCUCUGUGAUUCCCUUCCAAGUUUGCGGGCAUCUGCAGAGCACAGUAUACGCUAUCGCUGAGCGAGCGGCCGAUAUUAUCAAGGGCAAGAUCUAG